This is a messenger RNA of Dioscorea cayenensis subsp. rotundata (Guinea yam), 2077 nucleotides long. Its product is annotated as ankyrin-3-like. The record is from RefSeq and is a predicted model, not a curated record. Gene Ontology annotation, molecular function: protein phosphatase 1 binding; protein phosphatase regulator activity. Lineage: Eukaryota; Viridiplantae; Streptophyta; Magnoliopsida; Dioscoreales; Dioscoreaceae. Gene Ontology annotation, cellular component: plasma membrane. The transcript is spliced from 5 exons. Bases 267 to 1973 code for a protein of 568 amino acids.
ACUUAAGACUUCUGUUUCUUUAUUGAUAGCCACCAUUCUUGACUUUUGUUAUGUCUUGGCAAAUAGAGCUUUCAUCUUCUUACAAAACAAAGGCAAAAUUCUUACAUGUUUCAGAGAACUGGAGAGGACGGUACAGAGCAAGAAGAAGAAGUGACGAGGUUCGUCUUAAUUUCUUGGUUCUCGUCAUAGUAGUAAAUUAAGUUCUUUUUGAGGUUUGACUGCUGAUGCUCAAAGAGAACAAAUAAAUAAUUGCUCUGGGCGGGAGAAUGGAUGGUUUGAUAGGACCGCAGAGAAUACCCAUUGGCUCUGAUUUACUGGAAGCUGCAAUAUCAGGAGAUGUGAGAGCUUUGGCAUCUCUGCUUCCGGUACAUGAAGCAGCAGAAGCAGCAGCAGCAGCAGCAGAAGAAGCAGAUCGUGAUAGAACUGUAGUAGUUAUCCCACCAAUAGCUACUCAUGAAACCAAAAACGAAAUAAUUUUUGGGGUCACUGCCGGUGGAGACACAGCCCUCCACAUUGCUGCUGAACAUGGUCAGUUGGACUUCGCUACUGAAGUGUGCCAACGAGAGCCAUCACUCAUUGCUGCAGUUAAUAUUAAGCUGGAAACUCCGCUGCACUGCUGUGCCAGAGCUGGUCAUCAUCAGAUAGUCUCCCUCAUCAUCAAAACAGCUACAGGCCUGAAACUCAUGGCCGUGGAUGAUGAGUUGGCUACAUAUGUGAGUGAUGCCGGGAUUUCUCCUCUCUACUUAGCUGCAAUGAGAAGUUCACAACAAACAGUGACAACAUUGCUGCAACAUUCUCCAUCCUUUGCCGGCCCUGGUGGCCAGACGGCUUUGCACGCUGCCCUGCUGAUGGUGAUGACAAAGAUGGUACAUAUUCUUCUGAAGCAUGAUGUGUCCAUGGCCUAUGUUUCUGAUAAAGAUGGCUACUUCCCCAUCCAUGUUGCUGCAGGAAUGGGACAUGUUAAAAUCAUUGAUGAGCUGCUUAAACACUGUCCAGAUUCUUUUGAUCUGCUUGAUGACUAUAAAGGGAGGAAUUUCCUUCAUAUUGCUGCUGAGAGAAAGAGGGUAAAGGUUGUCAGAUAUGUCUGUAAUAGUAAAAACAAAAAGUUUGAGAAGCUGCUGAAUCAAAGGGACAAUAUUGAUGGCAAUACUCCCCUGCAUCUCGUAGUCAGUAAUUACAAGCAUUUCAACAACUAUAAAGCUGCUGCUUCCCUACUGAAAGAUCCAAGAGUUGAAACUUCCAUAAUGAACAAUCAAGGCCGCACUCAACUUGAUCUCUCCAGGAAAUUAAAACCUGGCAUGAGCUUUCGUCUUAAUAUACAAACUGUUGUCAUGCAAUGCUUGGCAAACUGUGGGGCAGUACUGAGCCCGCAGAGAACAGAUCAUGUGAGACAUGAGAUGGAGAAUGCCAUUGAUGUGAACGAAGAAUCAAAGAAGCGCACAACAUUGUCCAGAAAUUUAGCAGUAGCUUCCGUGUUAGCAGUCUCAGUGACAUUUGCUGCUGGUUUCACAGUGCCCAGAUCAGGCAACAACACUGGCGAUGGCACAACUUUGUUAUUAAAGAAAUUUCCUUUUAAAGCAUUUCUAAUCUCUAACGCCUGUGCUAUGGUUUGCUCCUUCGCUUCCACUUGCGUGACUAUCUAUGCUGGGACGCCAAUGGUAGAUAAUACACUGAGGUAUUACCAUCUUAACCGGUCCACGAAGUUACUAUGGACUUCUUUUGCAUGCAUGGCAAUGGCGUUUGCCAUGGCAACGUACGCGUUUGUUGUUCCCAAAGCCUGGAGGAUUGGCGUUCUAGUGUGCGUGAUCAGCUUGGCUGCUCCUGUGGUUUCAGAGAUCACAAUGAUGCACCAGCUUAUCUACAUGCGUCUCAUAAUAGCAGUCAGAAAUAAGGGAAUUAGACUCAACCUUGAUCCACAUACUGCAAGGAAGUUCCUUAGAAAUGUCUUUAUCUUCAAUGAUUGCUCGGAUUAGCCAGCCAGUGUCAAUUUAUCUAGUCAUCUGUCUACUAGCACUUUUAUAGAUCAAGCAUUUAGAAGAAGACCUUCACAUGCUGGUAUUUAUUUAAUUUUUUACUA